Messenger RNA from Wyeomyia smithii (pitcher-plant mosquito), 1496 nucleotides. Its product is annotated as zinc finger protein 596-like. Gene Ontology annotation, cellular component: nucleus. The record is from RefSeq and is a predicted model, not a curated record. The transcript has 2 exons. Bases 1 to 726 code for a protein of 241 amino acids. Gene Ontology annotation, biological process: regulation of transcription by RNA polymerase II. NCBI's taxonomy places the organism in Eukaryota, Metazoa, Arthropoda, Insecta, Diptera, Culicidae. Gene Ontology annotation, molecular function: RNA polymerase II cis-regulatory region sequence-specific DNA binding; DNA-binding transcription factor activity, RNA polymerase II-specific.
AUGCAAACCCACACCAAUCAGAAAAAGACCCACGACUGUGGGUUAUGUAAAGAAUCGUUUUCAACUCCGUCACGUUUAAAAAGGCAUCUCGCGUUCCACGCACGCAAAGCAGAGAAAAAACAAGCCAUCGUGUCCUCUUCUGGGGCGUGUACAGCUACUGUUAAUGUUCACGAUCCUGAAUCCAUUCAGCGGCCGUUUGUUUGCGUUGUUUGUGGGAAGGGAUUCAGUGCACCCAGCAUGCUGAAGCGUCACGGUCUCGUGCACUCCGACGAGAAAUCUCACGAGUGCAGUAUAUGCUCUAAACGAUUCGCUGAUAUUCAUAAUUUGCAGGAACACAUGCGCGUGCAUACAGAGGAAGAAAAAUUUUGUAAGUGUGAUGUUUGCGGUAAGAGCUUCUAUACACCAAGUGACCUGAAGAGACAUUAUAGCGUGCAUACUGGCAAAAAGCCGCACGUAUGCACGAUAUGUUCUAAGGCAUUUCUCAAAUGUUACGAACUGAAAAGGCACAUGAAAGCGUUUCAAACUGACAAACUAUGUGUAUCUCCUGGGACGGGUGAAGCUUCUGUUGGUGUUCACGAUACUGGCGACACUUUGGUGCCACUCAUUCCUAAAACCUUUCAGCGGCCGAAUGUUUGUGAUGUUUGCGGGAAAGAUUUCAUGGCACCAAGCCAGCUGAAACGUCAUGCUGUUAUGCAUCUCAAAGUGGGGUUAGUAACGAAAGGCUGAAACUCAAAAGGCUGAAACCCGAAAGGCUGAAAAGUAUGUUUCAUAACGAAAGGCUGAAUGCACAAAAGGCUGAAACCACAAAAGGCUGAAUGAACGAAAGGCUGAAACAUGAAAGGCUGAAACUUUUGUAACUUGAAUCAUAAUCGUUAAAAAAUUCGGAGACAUGGAUAACAAACCUUUAUGAAGUGACAGAGUUCAAUGUUUGAGUAUUAAUUGGUUUGUGCAAUGGAAAAUAAAUUUUCGGCAACAUUUGAAUCUAUACACACUUGACUCUUGUACACGUUUCCUAGAUGAUUCAGGGCGAGACGGCCGAAGGCCGCGAGUGUGCGCCGGCGACCCGCCGUCGGAAGCGCCGGCCACUGCGGGGGGGCAGCCCCCCGCAGAAAUCACCUCUGUAUAGGUUCGUUCGUUUUCCUAGGUCUACUGACUCGUAGGGGUGAUCCCCUAGUUUAGUCCGAACGAGCGAUAGCGAGUAAGGACAGCAUACAUCUCGGACAAUCGAGUCGGCCGUAGGCCGCGAGUGUUCUUUUAGAAAUGAACUUUGUGAAUUUCAGCCUUAUGAUUUUCAGCUUUUCUUGAUUCAGCCUUUCGUGUUUUCAGCCUUUCGUGUUUUCAGCCUUAUGUAGUUUUCAGCCUUUCGUGAUUUCAGCCUUUCGAAUUUCAGCCUUUCGUGUUUCAGCCUUUUGAGUUUCAGCCUUUCGUAGUAGACCCCUCAAAGUGAAACCUCACGAGUGCAAAAUAUGCUCUAAACGAUUCGCACAUAUCUAUUA